AUGUCGAAGAAGGCAAGGGUGGUGGUUUUUGAUCUCCCUGAAGAUGUUGUAGUCAACAUUCUGUGCCGGUUGCCGGUCAAAUCUUUGAUCCGAUUCACUUGUGUCUCGAAACGGUGGCGUUCGAUUAUCAUCUCUGACUCUCAGUUUGCCACAUCCACUUUUCAACUUGCAUCUCAGACUACAACCCUACGUCAACGACUUCUCCUCUCUUGUGAUCGAGAUUAUAUUCCCUGUCGAUUCCAGUGUAUCGGAGACUUGGACAUGCCUUGUUUUGGAGGAAGUUCCUUGGUCCAAAGUCUCACCCUCCCGCCGGAGGUCAAAACAGAAAGGGUAAUGCUGGCCUCAUGCAACGGUUUGGUGGUUCUAGUUGAAAGAUUGGAAAGCAUUUACACUAAUAAUUUGUUUUUUUGGAACCCAUCAACCGGAUUCUACCGCAAAAUACCUAGUCCAGAAAAUUCGAUGAUGACAAAAUUAGGAAGUUACACAUGGUCUGUAUCUUGUGGUUUUGGUAAUGUUAUGGCCGCUGAUGAGUACAAACUUGUUUUCUUUGAUCCCUCAGAUUCUGCCGUGCACAUAUUUUCGACCAGGGAUAGCAAAUGGAAAGUUAUCAAAUUUGCUCCUCAUUCGUUAUUCCCUGAACAUGAUGGCAGGCCUCUUUUAGUUUCAAAUGGAGCAUGUCAUUGGGUCAGUAAUGGGGUUCCGGAACCAGCUGUCUAUGCUUUUGAUUUGAAAGGGGAGGAGUUCCGUCAAUUGCCAUUGCCUCUUCUUGCUUUGAUGCCAGAACCAGAUUUCUUGCCUGCGAAACAGAUAGCUACUCAGGUUCUCAGAGAAGGAUGCCUUUGUGUAUCGUCUCGGAACUGGCAUGGAAACGUUGAAUUUUGGGAGAUGAAAGAGUAUGGGGUCCCUGAAUCUUGGGUUAAACUUUUUCAUUUCAGUGUGCAAGAUUUACCAGAUGUUUUUGCUUCAGCAAAUGUUUGGUUUCCUGUUUUGGUUACAGAAUGCGGUACAGUUGUGAUCAGCAUUUUCUCUGAUAUUUUCAGUUUAUAUGGCAAUAGAGAGUUGUUUUGUGUGGUCGAUUUACCAAAUGUGUUUGCUUCAGUGUAUGGUUGGAUUCCUGCUUUUGUUACAGAGGGCGGUACAGUUGUGAUGCUCCUUGGCAAAGAGUUGGUCAGGAUUGAAUGUCGUAGAGAAGGGAAGCCUGUAUGUAGUGGCCGGUGUAAGAUUGAGAGUGAAAAGGGGUGGGUUUGA
Messenger RNA from Fragaria vesca subsp. vesca, 1248 nucleotides. RefSeq names its product F-box protein At3g07870-like. The transcript has 2 exons. Gene Ontology annotation, molecular function: protein binding. The record is from RefSeq and is a predicted model, not a curated record. The coding region runs from base 1 to 1248 and encodes 415 amino acids. Lineage: Eukaryota; Viridiplantae; Streptophyta; Magnoliopsida; Rosales; Rosaceae.